UAAAAAAUUUUUACAGUUGAGGGGAAAAAAGUAAUCACAUGUUCGGUACUCAAAGUCUGUAUUAAUUGUUUCUGUUACAGUUUUUUGCAAUUAGCGGCACUGAACAGGCGCAGAGAAGUAACCAACCAAAUUUAGGUAUCAGCUGUUAGAGUCUCCCUUUUUUCUCACGUUGGCUUCAUUUUUAUCUAAGCUUACAUUGUACCCCUAUUUCAUUGUAUAAGUCGUAUCAAAGUUGAUAAUACGAAGAUAUUUCACAAAAACUAUUGAAUAUGACUUAUAAUAUUUUUACUAACUGUACACACCUACAAAGAUUGUUAUUAAUAUGUAUUGCCUUUAUCGAUUGACCUAAAAGUAAAAUCACAGUUUAGCUAUAAAUUUGUAGCAUGAAAUAUUUGAUUAUAUUUCGUCAUUUGUCAGCGUGCAAUUACUUUCAAAGCAAUUCUAUGAGAAUUUAUAAUUACAAGUUGUCGGUAUUUGCCCUGUGGCAUUUAUACACUCAGGUGUAAAUCAAUCGAGAGAUAAACUUAUCAGCGAAACGUGUAUCGCAUGUUUUACUUCCAACGAAAGAAUCUUUGCUCUUUCCGUGCUUUUCGAUCAUCACGCGCCGUUACGUGAUGCAAAAAGGAGAAAACAGGAAAUCUCGGUGGAGAGAAAAAGCUCAAGCCGAGUCCCUUAAGACCAAAGCCGUACGUCUUUUGUGCGUUUCACUUCUAACGAUUUGGGGCAUCGAUUUUUCUUUCAAUUCCAUCGUGCAAAUUGUACAUUAAAAAGCUGGAAGAAGGAGACGCAAUGCAUGUCCAUUAUACUUUAAAGAACAAAAAGGUUGGUAUGCUUUGGUGUUUCGCAAGGCUCCCCGCUUUUUCACGGUGAUGUUACGAACACCCAUUAUUCAAGCCUCCUUUCGUAAGACCGUCUCGGCAUUCUGUGAAAAAUGUGCAACGACGUUUCGUAAAUAAACGAAAGGUAUCCUAAGCUCGCCUUUAUACCGUAGCGCGCGAAAUUUCCGAGAUUAGCCAAAAUCUUAUUUCGUCGAGAUUUUCCAAAGUGAGCACUCUAUUCCUCGAGAAUUCUCUGCAAGACGUUCUUCCUUCAACCAUCAAAUUCUGCUAUAAAUUGAAAUAUAUUGCUGAAGUUUCUUCCAUCCGUUACAUCAAUUUUGAUGUCAAAUUUAUAACUUUAAAUCUUUCUGAACUGUGUGAGGUUGCUGGCACAAAAAAGAAUAGUUGUUGCCUUCGAUACGUAAAGCAGUGGGAAUUCUUCGCGUGUCCGAGAUUUUUCGAUCAUUGUCUUUCAAUCGCCAGUUCCCUUUUCCGCUGCAACGAGUGAGAGAACCUAGGAUAUCACCAUUAUUUGGUAUUGGCUGCAAUUCUUCCGUGAAAGCAUACAAUCUGUAUGCAUACAAUGUGUACAUAGCAGUAUGAUCAAGUACCCCCAUGCCGACAGCGACAAGGUCCAUACUACCAAAUGGUCUGUAUCCCCAUCUGUACGCCUACAAAUCAGUUCCAAGUUGCUCCUUCAUGCCUGUCGUAAGUUCAACUUACAUACAGUAGAUUCUCGUUAUAUUGCCGUGAACCGUAUAUUCAAAUUUCCGAAUAUAGCAAGUCUGGAAGAUGUGAAAUUCCAAAAUCUAGAGAUACGAAAAUUCGUAUGCGAGGCAUGUCCGAAGAAACUUAGGGAAAGAAGUCGUGUAGCAGCGUUUUCGCAUAGCGCGCGAAACACCCUGUAUAACUGAGAGAUGCGUUCGACGCGGAGAGAAAAACAGCAGAGCCGAUAUGGUGGGGAUUAUUCCCCUGUGGCUCUAUGUAUCGAGAAAGUAGGGAUGAUAGUCGAAUGAGUUUCGCGAGCCGGCACUUGGUCCUGUUUGGUCUAUGGUAUUAACGGAUCACGUAAAGUUGAAUAUCCUCGGAAAGUGGAUAAUCCAAUGACGAAAAUACGGAAGAAAAUGAGCUCGAUCUCUUGAUUAAACCUUAUCGGUGAAUGUCGAUCGAAGGGAUCGAAGGGAAGGGGUUGAAGAUUUGAAAACCGCACGAAAGUGUAACUUUAUGCGUUGCAUGAAAUUUGUUACGGUGGCGUGUUAAAGCACGACACGUGUAGGACAAUGACGGCGAUCGGCCAGCAUGGAAUUCGAUUCUUGACUAGAGAUGCUGCACGCUCGCCGGGUGUAGAAGUGUGCGUGGCUGUAACAGAACUAAAGGGAUACGCUUGCGCCGGACGAUGUCUACCCCAUCUUCCCGUUGACUUCAGGUGAGGGAAAGCGGGGCGUGUGCAAGGACAGAUGGCAGGGCGUCUCUCCCGGGCCGUGUCGCAUGCACUGUCAGUUUCGCUCGGAUAUUCGUACACGAGUUUUAUCGUGCUGUUGUACGAGCAUCGUGCUCGUCACGGACGAAAUUCGAUUCUACCUUUUCUUUCGUUGCACGUAACCUCGAACCGUUUCUAUUCGGAUCGCUGGCGAAUAUUUAGUUUCGUUCUUUGAAAUUGCUUGAUCAAGGAAAUCGAGUCACCGUCGCACCGAAAUCGUCGAGACGAUCCGAUUUGCAUAAUAGAAUACAUCGGGGAAAGGAAACGAGACACGAUCGAGUAUAUCCUUUGCCCGUCGCUUUCACGGAAUGCUGGCUCGAGAAAAAAGACGUUCUUGCACGCUGACGGAUCAUCCAACGACCGUAUAAAAGGGCAUGUUAUAGCGGGAAGACGAGAAUAGGUGUAUCGAGGAGAACGAGAGACUAUGAGGAAGAAGUAUCGAGGACGAUUUCAAUGCAUACCGACGCGUAAAUCGCCGAUGGUAAAGACAUAAUGGCGACAUCGAGUGAAAAACCGAAGGAAAAUCGGAUGCUAUCGAUUCGUCCGAUACUACUUUCUCCCUGAUUUUAAUUCCGCGCCUUUGUCGCGAGAUGCUAUAUAGAACGAUCGUUUCUGGAUUAUUGCGUCACCGUGGGAGGAAAUUAACGCAGCGCAGGAGGGAUAACACCGUAUUAAUUGAUAAGUGAAAAUCGUGACGGAAAUCUUGCACGCGUAACAAUCUUGUUUCAUCGUGGAUAAGCUGAUUUGUGGUUGUACGUCUCUUCGAUACCGCGACGGAUAUAUCGAACAACAUCGUGGAUCGACUAUGAGAGAGAGAAACAAAACAUGAAGGGGUUAUUUUUUACCCUGAGCUUAUUGUUUUCCGUGCAAGGACUUGCCCGGAGCACGUCCGAUCAGGAAAUGUACGAAAAUCGGUCGCUAGAGCCGCUCGACCGUGGACCGUACUUCGACGUGUCAGCAUCUCGAAAUGUCACCGCGUUGGUUGGCAAAACAGCCACCCUAACCUGCCGAAUUCGAAACUUGGGCGAUCGCACGGUGUCCUGGGUGAGGCAUAGGGAUAUUCAUCUUUUGACCGUCGGGGUACAAACUUACACCUCGGACCAACGAUUCGUGGCAUCGCACUUUCCCAGAACCGAAGAUUGGACGCUUCAAGUGAAGUACCCGCAACGACGUGACUCUGGGAUCUACGAAUGCCAAGUGUCAACGACACCACCGAUCGGUCAUUCCAUGCACCUGUCGGUUGUUGAGCCCGUCACAUCGAUCGUUGGCGAACCAGAAAUGUUCAUAAACAAAGGCAGUACCAUGAACCUAACCUGCGUGAUACGUCACAGUCCAGAACCACCAACUGCCAUUUAUUGGACCCACGAUCACGAGGUGAUCAACUACGACAGUCCUAGGGGCGGUGUAUCGGUGAUCACGGAGAAAGGAGAAGUUACAACCUCGUAUCUUCUGGUGCAACGUGCUCAGCCUGCUGAUAGCGGCCACUAUACCUGCCAUCCGAGUAACGCCAACACAAAAACCGUACUGGUACACGUACUUAACGGGGAACAUCCAGCGGCGAUGCAACACGGUGGCCAACUGAGGCUGGCGAAUCUACCCUUCGUAAUGAUCUCAACGACUCUGCUGGCUUUCCUGAAUCAUCGUUAUUGAAAAGCAACCGCCACGGCGAUCACCGGCCGCCUGUUUCGCUGGUAAAUCAUAUUCCUCGAACACGGUUGUCCUGGAAACGCGUUGCACGCGUGAAAAUUUGAUUUUUCCGCGAAUCCUAGCGAGUUACGCGCCGGAUAAUCCAAUAUCCGCGAGUUUAAUUCUCGGUUUUCGACUGAAAACGACGAAAAGCCUUUUUGCAGAGUGCACAAGCCCUUUUACGAUUUUCAGAUUAACUUGCCAGCAGUUUUCACGAAAGUCGGAGGGUAGAAAGGACCUUGGUCAUCGAGGGAUUCGUAGUUAUCGUGAAAGUAUACGAACACCUUUAUGGAAGAAAAGAUACCGGUGAAAGAACGAUAAAGUGAUCUUUGUCGUGUUACCGGUUGAAAGCGUGCAAAAGAAAUGGAGAUCCAUGACUGAAUAAGAAAAAUCGGUGAAGGUGGAGUUCGGACCAUUCUAGGGCACCAUUCAGUGCUGAAUGUAUUGUAACAAAAGUAGUCUGUUGUCUUGAGAUUAAGUAAAAACCCUUGUACAGGGUGUUCCAGAAUUAAAAACCUAUUUAUAAUUUAUUCCAGAUUAUACUUUUAAAUCGAUUAUUGGCUGUUCCUAUUAUAGCUUUAACAGCAUCAAAAUUCAUGAUACCAUCUUUGAAUGAUUAAAGGUCCUACAAUGUAUGCUGUAAAAUUAUUGAUUUCUGGCUUGCAACCGAUAACUUAUACCGCGUAGAAAUUUACUGAAGAAUUAUUAAAUAGUAAGCCACAUUAAACUGUUAAAUUACCCGGACUAUCGAUGAAUACCCUUUUUUUAAACUUUUACUCAUAAUUAACUUUUUAACCGGGUAAUUUCUUCAUCGAGAGAGAAUUAUGUUUGCUGCCUACUUAUUAUUAAAAACUAAUUUACGCACGUAGAUUGGUGUUCAGCAAAUGUAUAUACAGUAUACUUUCUUUCUAAUUAAAAUAUAUAACUACAUUUUAAUGGACAAAGAUUUUUUUAUAAAUGUACUAUUAUAGGUUAAGGGAUGAAUUCAUCUAAAAUUUGAAUUUUUUAUUGUAAUUGGCGCAGCAAAUUUAUCGGGUCAAUUUAUUUCAAAAGGAAAUCGAUUAUUGAAAGACUGUUCCAUCUGUUAACGCUUUCACGCUGCAAGCUUCAUGAAAUGAUUUUCAGAUUGAACCUAAAAUAUUCUAUCAAUGUAGGCUCUGUAAAAUCACUAAUUUUCAAAUUGAAAUUCAUGUGUAAAUUUAUACUGUAAAUAUAAUACUUGAAGCGUAAUCGACUUUGACGAUUAUUGUAUUUAUUUAAUUCUGGAAUACACUGUACCUAGGGGUAAAAACCGCUAUCGAUGGUAAUAAUAGUAAUAGUUCGUUCAAGCGAACCGAUUAACAUCGUGGAAGAGGGAAGCGUGUACGAUUUUAUUUGCUGUGUUACAGUCACAAGACAAUACGCUAUACUUGCCAAAGGAAACGUACGAAUUAUUGUUAAAACAAUGCGAUUAAGAUUUUAAAUUGUUCUGUUAACAUACGAUACGUAACUCUAUAUGGUAUACAUACACAUAUAUAUAUAGGAAGAAAGACUAUGUUAUACUGGCAGGAAUCGCCAGGUAAUUUGUGUUCAGUUGUAAAACGGUGGAACGCGAAAUCGUCUUCGACUACGUUGAACCGAGGGUACGGAUUAGAAGCGUGAAAUAAAGCUGGAUUAUCUUUGAAUUGGAUCUAUAUGCCCGAUAAAUCGUAGCUUCAGACGGAAGUAAAAAGUGUUUCGCGCUAAAAAGGAUAAACACGGAAAAGCGUCGUUAUUCUUUAUUCUUUCUAUUUCUUUCUUUCUAUCUGGCGAGGUGUAAUGACGUCUGAACGAACUAGCGGCUUGUAACUGAGAUUCUAAAACGAUUUUCGGACUAUGUUCUUACUGGACACGCGUGAAAUUACUUGCCAAAUGUAUACGAAUUAUCGUAAUCCAGAAAAUUGAUAAUAAGGGUCAACAGCGUCGAAGCAGCAAAUUAUGAAUUGUACUUAAACGGGUAUCUUCUUGUAAAAUGAACGAUAGUAGAAUUUCUGAUAAGAACAUAGUCCUAAUUUAGUAACCGAUCCUAUCGGCAAUCAGUUAACGCAGUAUGGAAAACGUUAAACUCGAAACUUUGUAAAGAAAGAUCUAUAAUCUGUUAGGAGUGACGUAUGAUGUAAUUCGUAUACUGUAGUAGAGUCUCAUUAUAUGGCCCUCAAAGAAACUGUAGAAAACUGUGUCAAUCUAAUGUGUGGCAAUACUACAUGGCGAUAUAGACAAAAGGAAGCCAUAUAGCGAGACUAACUGUAUUCGGUUUGAAGUUUCACGUUAUCUGUUCUGCAAUACUCCUUGAAAUGGCUAACAAGGUCCACAGUUUUUGGGCAUCUGAGCUCAGGGUAUACUUCCACACCGUUUCCGGUGACGUAGAAUCGCAAUUUAUAAAAGUGUUCAUUAUUAAGCAUUUAUUUCGUCAUGGAUAUACACGUAAAAUGCAGCAUACUUGCAAGGAAACUACCCUAAGUGUCCCCACAAAUUUUAAUAAGCUUUUGCGAAUCGAUCAACAAUUUCAAAUAUAUUUAACUUCCUCGGGAGCUGUAACCUAGCAACUUAUCGAAUUCGAAAGGGACCCUUGAAGUGGUUUCCGUUAUAGCAGAUCAGUUAUUGUUAAAAAUUGUAACAUUUAUCUGCGUUGACCUGUAACAGGUCCUUAUAUAAGUCUGCUGCGCACUAAUUUUCAUCUAUUUUUAAGUGAAACCCAAAUUUAAAAGAUAGAAACAUACUGAGAAACGAAGAAUGUUGAAUGAGUGGACCUAGCUCGGAAAAUUAAUUCUAUAAUUGGACCAGAAUUAACGACUGUUGUAUUUUAUUUAGAUAAGUUUUCAACUGAUACGCGUCUAUUACGUACGUUGUUAUAACAAGAAAAAGACAGGUUUCUCUUCAUAAUCGUCAUGCGUGAUUAUUGUGUGAAUGUGAGCAUAUAAGAAGUGACAAAAAAAAUAAAAGGACGAAUGGUAAAGCAAAUGAGAAAUAUUUCAAUAAUCGAAUUAAGGGAAAUUAAUUCUAUAAUGGUUACAUAUGUUUAAAGAUUAAUUGCAAAA
Molecule: messenger RNA, 7040 nt
Organism: Megachile rotundata (alfalfa leafcutting bee)
Lineage: Eukaryota; Metazoa; Arthropoda; Insecta; Hymenoptera; Megachilidae
Product: SPEG neighbor protein
Biological process (GO): synapse organization
Cellular component (GO): neuron projection membrane
Source: RefSeq, a predicted model, not a curated record